Molecule: messenger RNA, 3310 nt
Organism: Habropoda laboriosa
Lineage: Eukaryota; Metazoa; Arthropoda; Insecta; Hymenoptera; Apidae
Product: ubiquitin-protein ligase E3C
Exons: 5
Coding region: 56-3310 (1084 amino acids)
Biological process (GO): protein polyubiquitination; ubiquitin-dependent protein catabolic process
Molecular function (GO): protein binding; ubiquitin protein ligase activity
Source: RefSeq, a predicted model, not a curated record
CUGAGAAAUGAUACUUUUCUGGGACAUAUUUGUUUGAAAUAUAUUAGUAAAGUUUAUGAAUUAUGAGUUAAAGCUAUUAUUAUUAACCUUCCCACACGGAAGAGAUAUGGAUGUUGUGUUAUUAAAAAGAAAGCGAUACAUCAUGUAUAGUUUUGAAGGAGAUUAUAGACGUAAACCACAACAAAAUUUAGCAGGUGCAAGUAGAAGAGAUGAAAAGUCAGUUUUAUUGCAGCAUGCUCAAUUAGAACGUUUAAAACGAGAACACCACCGUAAAAGACACAAUGCAGCAUUGAAAAUUCAGGCACUUGUACGUGGCUUUAUUGUGAGGAAGCAUAUGAAGAUAACUAUAAGAAAAGAAUUUGAUGAAGGACAACAAAUUAGUGGCAGAAGAAAUCUGAACCUAGAUGAAUUAAUGAUAUAUUUUCAAAAAUUAUUAUUCUUUUAUAAUCACAAUUUGGAUGCUAGCAGAUUAGUUUGGACACUUCAACAUUUUCUGAAACAUCAACAAGAAAUUCAACAGAAAUGCGUAAAUUGUCAAGAAUGGUUAUGGAGACUAAGAUGGAUUCUUCGCAUGUGCAUGCAACACAAUUCUGAAGCUUUAAUGAAUGGAACUUAUUCAUUGGCUAUACCAUUGAGAGCACUAGAGACAUUUACAAGUCGAAAAGAUACAGAAAAAAUUUUAUUUGAAAAUAGUUACAAAUAUUUAGAAAACAUCUUUGCUUACUUGAUAAAGCACAAAUAUUUUGAUCUAUUAAGGAAAUUAAUAGAUAAUAAAGUCCCAUCUAUGUUGGAAACAACUUCUGUUGCACCAACUCCAAUAUCAAAGUGUUUAGAGGAUAUGAUUAAACAACCAUUAGAGUUAAUUUCUUUUCUAGAACAAGAAGACAAUUUCUCUAUGCUCGUUUUACAAGAACUUUGCAAAAGUAUACUAUCCCCAAAAAUGUCUGACCCUAUUCGAAUGUUUAUCAUUCCAUCAUUAUCCGAAUUUAUAGAAUUUCCGUAUACUCAACUAAUUAAAUGUAUCAAUACAAUGGAAAUAGAACCUACAAUUAGUUUGCUCUAUUCUGUUUUAUUUUUGGAAUCAAGUCGACAUGCUACAUGCAAAUCUAAAGAUGUUCUCAUUAGUUACUUACAAGUUCUUGCACCUAUGAGUUCAACGAUAAUACCGUUGACCAUAGAAGAGAACAUAGAACAAGCGGAUGAUUCGGAUUCGGAAUCAAAUGCAAAUAUGAUCGAUCAAGAGCAAGCUGAUAUUUUACAUAAAUGCAUAGAAAUGCUGAAUGAACAGCAACGUGUUCAGGGAAUACUCCUGGCGGUGGAUCGAAGCAAAGAUCCAGCUGUAUUGCAACCGUUGUGCCAACUCUGUCACCAUCUUUUAAUCACCAACAAAUUAGCCAUUCAUAAAUAUAAAUUGUUAUAUAUGCUUGCUUUUAAGCCAGCAUUUUUAAAGAAUUUAUGGACCACUCUAUUAUCAAUUUGUCAAAUAUCAUUAUUUGGUGGAUCAACGCCUUUUCUACAAAUCAUAUCACGGGGAAUUAGUCUUUCUGCCGAGGACACGAAAAAAAUAGUUCCACUGUUAGCCGUAUUUUGUUCGUUGUUUAGUCUACUUAUUGCUACGUUACACGACACCGAAUUUUUUAUCCCAGCAAUCGAACAAUCAUUAGACACAAACGGACAACAAGCGAUGCCAUUUACAACCUCAGAAUUAGUAUUGCUAUCGAGCCACUUGAAAGGCGUUUGCUUAGGUUUGGUCGAACUUGCGUUCCCCGAUAGCCGACCGACCGUACGAGACGAUUAUAAGAAUGCUGUUCUUGACCCCUCGUGUUCUCUACAAAAUCAGCAGGAUACGCAUAUGUGGACUCACUUGUUCAAAGUAACAGCCGGUUUAUUACGACAAUUACAUGUGCGGGACUUGAGACGACAAUUUUGUCCAGAGGGGCACUGGAUAGCUUCGAACAUCGUAAUACCAAUCGACAAGCCUCAAGAUUUCACAUUUCGCAGACGAAGAUUAAGGGGAUACAUUCCCUUCCAGGGACUUCGAGUAUUUACUCGUGAAGGGCUUGAAGAAGGACCGCCGCUUUCUGCGAAGGAAGUUCGAACGUUGACGCUCCUUCGUGAAAUACCAUUUGUCGUACCGUUUAACGAUCGCGUGGUGGUAUUUCAAACGUUGAUUUUUCGAGACAAAACGGAACAGCAAGGUGAAUUGACGCACUUCAUGCAAGGACCAUCGAUACAAAUAUCGGUAAGAAGAAACUAUUUGUACGAGGACGCGUUUGAGAAAUUAUCACCGGAAAACGAGCCAGAAUUACGAUUAAAAAUGCGCGUACAGCUUUUUAAUACAGCUGGUUUAGAAGAAGCUGGUGUAGACGGUGGUGGUCUGUUCAGAGAAUUUUUAUCAGAAUUAUUAAAAACGAGCUUCGACCCUAACAGAGGCUUUUUCAGGCUCACCAAGGAUAACAUGCUGUAUCCGAAUCCCACAGUACAAUUAUUGGUUGACGAUUUCCCAAAGCAUUAUUAUUUUAUCGGUAGAAUUCUUGGGAAAGCUUUGUACGAGAAUUUAUUAGUCGAACUUCCGUUCGCUGAAUUUUUUCUAUCAAAAAUCGUUGGCCGUCAAUCGGAUGUUGACGUUCAUCAUUUAGCUUCAUUAGAUCCAAUUAUGUAUAGGAAUCUUUUAUACCUAAAAAGCUACAAAAGCGAUGUUACGGAUCUUGGUUUGGACUUCACCGUAUUGUCGAACGAGCUAGGUGAACGUCGAAUUGACGAAUUAAAACCAGGUGGUGGCAAUAUUUCCGUCACCAAUCACAAUCGUAUCGAAUAUAUUCAUUUGAUGGCCGAUUAUAAAUUGAAUAAGCAGAUUAGAGCGCAGUGUUAUGCUUUCAAGCAAGGUAUCGGUAGUGUAAUUCCCUUGGACUGGCUCCAAAUGUUCAAUAACAAAGAGCUGCAAGUUUUGAUAUCGGGUGCACAGAUUCCUGUCGACGUGAAUGACUUAAAAUUACACACUAACUACACAGGAGGAUAUGCCGCCGAUCAUCCGACAAUCACUGCAUUUUGGAAAGUUGUUAAUGAGUUUAACGAUAAUCAAAAGGGACAGUUACUUAAGUUCGUUACGAGCUGUAGUCGACCGCCUUUACUUGGAUUUAAGGAACUCGAUCCACCUUUUUGCAUUCAGCAUGCUGGCAGUGUAGAUCGCUUGCCGACUUCCAGUACCUGUAUGAAUCUGCUAAAGCUCCCAGAGUUUCCGGAUGAGAAAACUCUACGUGAAAAACUUUUAUACGCGAUCCAAGCUGGUGCAGGUUUUGAAUUGAGUUAA